AUGGAGUUUGAAAUGAAUAGUCCAAUGGGGGGACGACCUCGGAUCGCUUUUCAGUUUUGCUCUGUUAUGCGACAGCAAUACUCCAGCGAUAGUUUACAGUUGUGUCAGAGAUAUCGCUAUUGCACUCAAUUGCACACAACCAUAGCUAUCGGCGCUUCUGGUGAUCUGACCUCACUAACUAACUGUUCCCUACUAAACACGGAUAUAACCAGUUGUGUGACCAAUCAUCACUCGGGUGACGGCUAUUCAUCCACUUCCUCCUCUUCCGCUUCUUCGCUCUAUUCACGCAACCAUUUGUCAGACAAACCCCACUUCGCGGUCAAAGUGAGGCCCAACAACACGAUAGCGUCGCGGGCGUCGACAGUGUCGUUGUCGGCGCUGCCCUUUCCUUUAGUGCAGAACCCAUUCCCAGCUUCCGGUAUGACUGCCUUGGGUUUGAGUACAGCCGCCGCGUUGGCAGCGCUCACCGCAGCCAACGGUGCGCUCGGAUCCACCGGCUCUUCGGCGAGUCCCACAUCGGCCUCAGCAGCCGCUGCGGCCGCCGCUGCCGCUGCCUAUGGGGCACAUCCCGCCGCCGCUAUGUUUAUGUUACCCACACUUAACUUCACUGUCAGUCAAGUGGCAGCUGUUUGUGAAACACUCGAAGAGAGCGGAGACAUUGAACGACUCGGAAGGUUCUUGUGGUCGCUUCCAGUCGCUCAUCCAAACUGCGGGGAACUCAAUAAAAACGAGUCAGUACUCAGAGCCCGGGCUUUAGUUGCAUAUCAUUCGGGAAACUUCAGAGAAUUGUAUCAUAUCCUCGAAAACCAUCGCUUCACCAAAGGUUCACAUUCCAAGUUACAGCACAUGUGGUUAGAGGCCCAUUACCAGGAGGCGGAAAAACUCAGGGGUCGACCCCUCGGACCAGUGGAUAAGUAUCGGGUCCGCAAGAAGUAUCCCUUGCCCCGAACCAUAUGGGAUGGCGAGCAGAAGACUCACUGCUUUAAAGAGAGAACCAGAUCUUUACUCAGGGAAUGGUAUCUUCAGGACCCAUAUCCCAAUCCUACUAAAAAACGCGAAUUAGCCACUGCCACCGGAUUAACACCAACGCAAGGGACGACAUCCGGCUUUCAUGCUGUGGCCAUUCACUCACUAUUACUUCACCAACAAAUACAUCACCAAAAAAUGCAAAUACACGGCGCCGGCAAUCGGGGCUCUUCAGUGUCCACACAUUACUCGAGUGGAAGGAAUGGGUCAACCAAUCUGAGCGGAUCGACCAACACGUCAUCCUUACACCGAUUUAGUGUCGACGCUCUGGCCAGUAGUGCCAACAGUGCUAAUAACCAGAAAUCACAUCUACUAAAUGUGACAUCAGAUGAGGACAAUAGUCUCGCCUCUUGGGAUGCGGAAGGAGAUGACGACGACGACGACGACCCCCUCGAUGUGGGCCCUCUCAGCCCGACGGCAGUGUCCACAACGUCCGACUCGAGUCGCGGAGGCAGUAGUCCUUCGAUUAAUAAUAUGUCGACAAAUAAGUUGAUAAUGAGUGAUCGGAUGGAGAGGUGCUUUGAGGUGAGGGCCAGUCGUGGACCCAAUCAAUGCUCUUCUGAAACGGAACCCAAUUAUCACAAAUUGGUUAAUAAGAGAAAUGGUUGA
Messenger RNA from Oppiella nova, 1635 nucleotides. Lineage: Eukaryota; Metazoa; Arthropoda; Arachnida; Sarcoptiformes; Oppiidae. The record is from the annotation of a GenBank genome assembly.